CGAUUCUUUCCUUAUUUUCACAAUGACCUCUCUAAUUCGGUGCUCCCACCACAAUGUGCGGUCGCACUUCCCGGAAGGCCGCCGCCGCCGCGGUAGCGCGAUGAACUUGACCAAUUGGAACCCGCCGCCGCCGCCGCAUCGGACCGGCUGCUGCAAAUACUCAAAUGUAUUCGCGGCUCCUCCUCGACGCCACGUGGCAAAGGCUGCUCGCCGGACCGUAAACGACGACGUAUGCUCCGACAGAAAGACACACACCUUCAAAAUCACCUUCGAUAUUCCCUUCUACGAAGCACCGGAGGCUUCGUUUGAUGAGUAUCUCGAAGAAAAGCCGAGACUAAUCAGGGCAAUAUCUCCUUAUGAGAAGAGAUUACCCGAACGAAUUAACGAGGAAGAAUGGAGGAUAUACAUGGCGCCCAUAGAGUUUUUGUUCAUGUCGGUGGCGCCAGUAGUCCACAUGAGAGUGAGAGUGACUUGCAAAGGCCAAGGCGCGUGUUUCCCUUCCGGCAUUCCUCCCAACACUUCCAAGAUUCUCGAGUUGAAAGCCAUAAAAUCGGAGCUGAAGGGGAGCAUGGAGGGGUUGUUGAAGCAAACGAGAUUCGAGCUGGGGGUGGAAGGAGUGGUAUACCCAGUGAGGAAAGGGAGUAUCAAGGGGAGCAGCAGGAUGAAGGGGGAGCUUGUGAUGAGCAUAACCUUUGAUCCCCCCUCUGCAUUUGCUCUCAUCCCUCAGAACUUUCAUAAUGACGCCGCGCAACUGAUUCUGAAGAGUAUAGGAGAGAAGAUGGAGAGAAACGUUAAUGAAGGGCUGCUGGCGGACUACAUCAAGUUCAAGAAGGAAAAGCUUUGAAAUGUUUUAUUAAAUUCCUCAUUCCAUUAUUUUUUAUUUAUAUUAAUAAAAGUUAGUGGUACAAGGGCAUAAGAAUGCACCAUAUUGUGAUCGGUUAGUGGCAAAGUGCGCCUAUGCCAUGGGGUAGAAUGGUCCAAGAUAUGAUAAUUUAAAAGGGUCUACUUGUAUGUAAUUUCAGAAAUGAUAAUUAGUCCUAGCCUUAAUCAAGACUAGAGCUUAUGAAUAGCCAAUGCAAAUAAGAACUUUUAAUUAUG
Molecule: messenger RNA, 1098 nt
Organism: Cuscuta campestris
Lineage: Eukaryota; Viridiplantae; Streptophyta; Magnoliopsida; Solanales; Convolvulaceae
Source: the annotation of a GenBank genome assembly